Molecule: messenger RNA, 7058 nt
Organism: Owenia fusiformis
Lineage: Eukaryota; Metazoa; Annelida; Polychaeta; Sabellida; Oweniidae
Source: the annotation of a GenBank genome assembly
AUCUUGAUGACUAUUUAACUCUCGCGAAUUUUAGAGCGAGACUGCACACGAGACAUCCGGUUUUGGAUUUUAGCAUUUUCAGAAUUUAUUCACUUUAUAUGAAGAUAAGUGACCAAUUACGCCAUCCAGUGCCCGAAUAAGUGACAAUGCCUAAAAGGCGCAGGGCAUCCGUGACGUCUGAAAAGAGUGAAGCAUCUGAAGUGUCUCCUGUAGUCCAGAAGAGAAGAAAGCAAUCAGCACAUACGGAUCCUGUUGAAAUAUGCCAGGAGCUUUACGACUAUGUUCGUAAUUACAAAACUGAAGAUGGCCAUCUCCUUUGCGAGGCUUUUGUAAGGGUCCCUAAAAGAAGGACCGCACCAGAGUAUAACAACAUUGUAUCUCAGCCUAUUGAUCUACUUAAGAUACAACAAAAACUGAAAACUGAUGAAUAUGAGGAUGUCGAUGCAUUUACAGAUGACAUCUUACUCAUGAUUAGAAAUGCAAAGGUGUAUUACAAAAAAAACUCACCAGAGUAUAAAGAUGCUGUUGAGUUGUGGGAUCUGUAUGUGCAAAUGCGUGAUGAGCUGAUGGAUGACCCCUUUGAUGAUGGUACGGAAGGAGAACCUGAGGUGGGCCACAGAGGUCGUAAAUCUCAGUCGGUUGAUAGAGAUCAUGAAGAAGAAUCCAAGGGUAGUGAACCAUCUAGCCGAGCAAGUAGCGUAACACGUGGUGGCAGCGUGCCUAGGUCUGGCAGUGUGCCAAGAACUGCUCAAACACCUGGGACUAUUGAUGAAGACAUUGAAAACAAACUAGAGUUGUUAUUUGCCGCUGUUAUAACUGCUAAAGAGGGUGACAGAGAGAUCAGCGAAGUUUUUCAGCUUCUACCUUCUAAAACUAAGUUUGCAGAGUACUAUGAAUCUAUCACAGAGCCCAUAGAUUUGAAACAGAUUGCCAUGAAGAUACAAGAUGGAUCAUACACAUCUCUACAUGACAUGGAGAAAGAUUUACUUCUUAUGGUGAAGAAUGCAAAAUAUUUUAAUGAACCCGGAUCCCAAAUAUACAAGGACGCUGUUACAUUGAGGAAAUUGAUAACAGCAAAGAGAAUUGAGCUUGAGAACAUGAAGCACAACCCUCACAAGACCAGUGAAAGAAUAAGGUCAAAGAGGCAUGCAGCUACUCACAAGCUAUCUUCAGUUUGUGCUGCACUAUCCUAUGGGUCUGAGGAUGAGACAGAGCUUGAACAGAGUGACUACAACAGUGCACAUGAUACAACAAGCCAGAUAGACUAUGAUGAUGACUCUGGAACAGAAGGGUCAACGAUGACAAUGGAUACAGAUGAGAACAUUUACUGGGCUCUGUACAACACUGUACAUAAUCACAAAAACUCACUCGGACAGAUUCUCUCUGAUCCAUUCCUGAAACUCCCAAGUAGAAGAUUUUAUCCAACAUACUAUGAGGAGAUUGCAGAGCCAUUGUCUCUGUUGCAGAUCAGGAGAAAAGUUAAGCACAACAAAUACACGAGCAUUAGUGUGUUGGCUCAGGAUCUGAACUUGGUCUUUGAAAAUGCAAAGAAGUACAAUGACAGUGACAGUAGGCUGUAUAAGGAUGCAGUUCGCCUUCAGAAUGCCAUGCGGGCGAAGUACCAGGAGUUGGAAAAGUAUGAGUCGCGUCAGUUAGCCCAGUUCACUCAGAAAGAGCAAGAGGAACCUCCGCAGGAAUUUGCAACCCCAAAGCCUCGAAGUAAACCUCCCGGUAAGAAAGCCGUGUCCAGUGUGGAGGGUACCCCAGAGAGGGGGGCUGUGAGCACUGGGAGGAAGAAGCCUGGACGUAAACCUCUUCCCCCAGAGGAGGCCCUGAAGAAGAGGCUCUCGGUGAUCUACAAUACAGUGAAUGAUCAUGAGGUUGAUGGGAGGCGUCUCAUUGAAAUCUUCACCUACUUACCAUCUAAGGACGUGUACCCGGACUAUUAUGACAUCAUCAAGGAUCCUAUUGACAUGAACACAAUACGUCAAAAGGUGGAGAAUAAAGUGUAUUUAACUGAGUUCCAGUUGUUGGCUGACUUAAACCUUAUGUUCAGUAAUGCACAGAAAUAUAAUGAAGAAGGGUCACAGGUAUGGAAUGACUCUAAGGCACUUCAUCGUGCCCUGAUGAACAAGAAGCGCAAUCUAACACCACUUGGGUAUACUCCCCCUAGACCAGGCCACAGCCCAUCACAGGCAAACAAAGGUGUGAAGGCCAGGGCAGAAAGUACAUUGACUCAGAAGUUACAAGAUCUAUACAACACAAUUAAAGACCAUGCAGACAAGGACAGAAUUCUUUCAACUCUCUUCUUAAGGCUGCCAACUAAACAGGAGUAUCCAAACUACUAUGACAUCAUAAAGAAGCCUAUUGACAUGAGUCGCAUUCAGCAAAGGAUUUUGUGUAAACAUUACGACAACAUUGAUGACCUUGCGGCUGAUUUUGCUCAGAUGUUUGACAAUGCUUGCAAGUUCAAUGAGCCAAACUCAAUGGUAUAUAAGGAUGCAUUGACACUACAACGUGUGAUGCUGGAGAAAAAGGCGGAGCUCCUCCAAGAUGAUGACUCUAGUGAGGUACCGGACACACGAGCCUUCAUCCAGGACUUUCUCACCAAUCUGUUCGUCUCGACUUACAACCACCAGGAUGAAGAGGGACGUUCUUUCAGCGACUCUUUUGCAGAAAUACCUAAACAAACAGCAGAUGGCUUGGAAAUAAAGCCAGUCCCAUCAUUUGAGAGAUUGAAGAAGAAUCUCGAUAAAGGCUGCUAUAGACGUGUGGAUAAGUUCCAGGAAGACAUGUUUGAAGUGUUUGAGCAUGCUCGUAGGUGCAGUCGUACUGAUUCUCAGCUCUAUGAAGACUCUGUGGACCUUCAACAGUACUUCAUGAAAAUCAGAGAUGAACUCUGCAAAAAUGGUGAGACUUUGUUGACGCCUGCACUAAGUUACACAGAGCGCCAUCUACAGCUUGCUCUUGAAAAGGAGAAAGAAGAAAAGCUGCCACUUGAGAUGAAAGAGGAUGAAGAAAAGAAAUUGGCCGAUGAAAAAAGCCAGCAAAAUGGUGAAAACAAGAUACAUUCAAUGUUAAUGAAUGGUGAUAGCCAGGUUGAAAGUGUGAGCCACAAAGAUCAAAGUUACAAUGUGGGAGAUUAUGUCUAUAUAGAACCGAGGGAAAAAGGUCUAGAACCUCACAUAGUGCUCAUAGAGAAGUUAUGGCGAGACAACAAUGGCGAACCCUGGUUGCAUGGAAUCUGGUUCUACAGGCCUAGUGAGACAUUCCAUGUUGCGACUCGCAAGUUCUUGCAAAAGGAGGUGUUCAAGAGUGACUUCACAGACAGCGUGGCCUUCAACAAGGUCAUCAGCAAAUGUUAUGUCAUGUUUGUGAAGGAUUACUUUAAGAUGAAACCAAUGGGCUUUGAGGAGCAAGAUGUUUGGAUCUGUGAAUCUCGUUAUACAGCCAGAACAAAAUCUUUCAAGAAGAUCAAGUUAUGGCCUAAGAGUGAUAAUGUGACAAUGGUAGAUAGGAUGGUACCUAUAGUUGCUGUGCGUGUGGCAUCAAUAUUUGCCGACAAGACCCCUCAGAAGGUCGAAGAGGAAGAAGAUAAUCUCACAGAGUUUGCAAUCUUAGAUAGGAAGAGAGAGAAUGUGCCUGUGAAUGUGCCAGAUGGUGAAGAAGGUUGCACUUACUAUGAACAGUACCUUAUAGCAGCUGGUUGUAUGAAACUGGGUGACUUUGUAUAUGUGAAGUCAUAUGAGAGUCGUCCCUACAUUGCCAGAAUAGACAGAAUGUGGCUCGACAAAAGCAACGAGCCUCAUUUCCGUGGCCCCUGGUACAUUCGCCCCAGUGAGGUCGAGCAUGAACCAACAAGACUCUUCUACCGCAGGGAACUCUUCAAAAGCUCUGUGGAGGAUACUAAUCCCAUGUCAAGUAUUAUGGGUAAAUGUCUUGUGCUCUCUUACAAGGAUUAUUGCUCCAAGAGAUUAACUGAAAUCCCAGAGAGUGAUGUAUACAUCUGUGAAUCAAAGUACAUUGAAGCUGAGAAAAUCAUUAGAAAACACACCAAGGGAGCAGGCAUGAAAAAGUAUAAUGCAUCAAAACAGGUGAUCGAUGAUGAGGUCUUGUUCUUCAAGAAACACAUCGUACCAAAGAAGGAGUCCUCCCCUCUCCUGGCUCAGGCCCAGACUGCUGGCUCUGAGUUCAGUGCCAACAUGAAUGACGAUUCUAUGGACAUGUCUAUGAUGUCUGUGGACUCCACCUACCAACAAUCUGACUCGCAGUCAGCCUACUCCCAGGAUGCUCAGUAUAACGCUUCCUUUUCCGGUCCUAACUUCCCCCAAGCCAAUUUCCAGAAUCAGGCUCUACCCACUUCUUACCAAGCUCAGACUUACCCAACACAACAGAGCGGAUACCCCACAGAUCAGGCAGCCUAUCCACAACAAGGUCAGGUGUAUCAGCAGGGGCAGACCUACCAGCAAAACCAGAACUACCAGCAAAAUCAGAACUAUCAGCAACACCAGAACUAUCAACAACAGCCAAACCAAAAUUACCAAGAUCCUAACCAAUCCUAUCAGCAAAAUUUUGGAAAUCAAAGUUUUGGAAAUCAGAGUUUCAAUCAAAGUUUCAAUGAUAGUGGCUAUAUGUACAGUAAUAAUACUAACCCAAUGCCCCCACCUGCUGAGGAGCCACCAGCACCUGUGGAGAAACCUGCGCCAAAGAAGUCACGUCGUAAAGGUCUCAUCAGUGGUUACUUAUGUUUCGCUGCGGAGUUACGCAAGUUUCAUACUGCCAAACAAGACACUGAUAUGUCGUUUGGUGAAAUGAGUAAAUAUAUAGGGGAGAAGCGCGGCCGUAAGAAAGGGCAUGGCCCAAGUGGAUAUCUUAUAUUUUCUGGUGAAUCAAGACAGGGUAUUCGGGAAAGCGACCCAAAUCUCUCUUUUGGCGAUAUUAGCAAAUUGAUUGGAGAGCAGUGGCGUGGCUUAGAGAAAUCAGAAAAGGAACGUUAUGAGGAGCGUGCAAAGAAAAUCUGCGAAGAGCAAGCCCAGAAAGAGGCUGCAAAGGCUGAGGCAGAAAAAGCGCUUCAAGAAUCCAUUAAAGAAAAUCAGCCAUACUCCCCGGCAUCAGAUGUAGGACGUAGCCAAUCACCUGCAUCUUCAGGAGUAGGUGUCCAUGGCAACUUCCAACAACAGCCACCACAGCAACAGUUUCAGCAACAGUAUCAUACUGGAAAUACCACUCAGCAGCAAAUGCCUGUUCAAACACAGCAAGGUGCAAUGGUCAUGUCUCCCAUGCAGGGUGCCUACCCCCCAUCUUAUGUAAUGCCACCCCCUGGGGUCGCUCAAAUGCCACCCCCUAUGCCAAUGGGGGUGACUCAGACCCGCAUGCCUAAUAUGGGAACCAGUCAAACUAACCAGUCUAGCCCUCAACAUGCAUGUGUUCCCAUGGCAACCAAUCCACACCAAACCUCUCAUUUAGAGCAAGGUGCAGUGCAGGUGACCCAGCAGCCAAUGAUGCCCCCACCCAGACCCCCCUCCCCUAUGUUUACCUCUGUUCCCCCACGCACUCAGAGGGUGCUUCACUCUGAGGCUUACUUAAGGUAUAUUGAAGGUCUCACACCUGAGAAAAGGUCUGUUGGCAACUGGGAGAAACAACUCUCCGCUACUCCAGAGAAUACACCUGUUAGCAAGAACUCUAGAAUGCCAGUUCAUUGGCUAGGAGAUGGAGUUGGUCCCCAUGGCAACUCUGCUAAUGCAUUGUGGGCAUUGCGCGAUAUGAUGAUGAAAGAUGCAUUGAAUAUUCACCGGACUCUUGAGUUCGAUCAACUAUAGACCAAUGCAGCUGUAGACAGCUGUGUACCUUAACAUCUGUAGGCUUUAACAGCAGUACACCAUAACAGUAUAUGAACUGUAAAAGCUGAAAAGCUAUGGCCCAUAACAUAUUUAUCGUUAUAGACUAUUCUAGCCAUGGGCCAUGACAGUUACUGGGUUAUAGCUAGGAGCCUACUAUAAAUAUUGCAUUAAUAUGAUCUCAACAUUAAGAUCUUGAAUUCUGCGGAACCUGUGUAUGAUAUUUAGGGAUGGUUGGUGGAAGAUAUUUCUUGAAUGAGACUAUGAAUGGUACAAGUUCUUGUAUUAGGUUUUAUAUUCUGAAAUCUAGUUUGAUACUUGGUUAUCAAAUGGUAAAUUGUGUUUAGCUAAAUCUUGCAUUUUUGCUACCAUAUUGAUACCAAUAAAGGAUGUACUGGAAUAAAAUGAAGCAUUCCCAACUUGAAAUAAGUUAACCAUAUGGGUGGUAUCUGACCAUUAUUUAUAACCAAGUGUGUUUUAUGGGUUGUGGAAUAUACUAUAUAUUGGUAGCAUGUUGGUUUUGAGGUUGGCUCCAAAACUAUUAUUCUAUGUAAAUUGCUUAGCUGUUGUACAAAAGGUACAAGGUGACACAAAAAAUGUAACCUAAUGAAUGAAAACAGUCACCAUUUCUGUUGACAUACUUCAGUCUAUAUAUCUGGCUAGACUGGCAGGUCUUAACUUGUAAAGCUGAUAUAUUAACACUCAUUUAAAAGCAUACAUUGGACUCUUAUCUAUUGCGCCUUUCGAAUACCUGCAGUCAGUUAACAGAAUUAGAACCAUGUAUAAAAUCUGCAUUAUUGGCUUGGGGUAUCAUUAGAGAAACCUUAUUAAGGCUGUAAGGGAGAUGUGUAUGGAAGAAAUCUAGAAAUGAGUUUAUUUUCCGAUGAAUUAACGUCUUUAGAAUUGUGCCCUAAGUAUCAAAACUUGCUUUUUUGAUGGACAUGAUGUGAGAGUAUGUUUUUGCAAAAUUGAAUUGCAUCUCAAAAUUUCAUAUCAGCUAAAAAACUAAAACUAAGUGUAUCAUGGUUCAUACAUCAAAGAAUCUUGUCGAGAUAAAAAAUAAGAAGAUUCUUGAUUGAGUUAUUUUGAAAUGAGUAGAUUUUAUUUUUUGGGUCACCCUGCACAUACAUUUUGUAAGUUGCUAGGUGUUUGUAAGUUGCUAGGUGUAUGUUUAUACAGAUAUUAAUAGUAAUUAUAGAUGUCUAAAAUGUUGUUCAAUUU